GAAACUAUUGACUGACACACGAUUGGGUUGUAAAUAUGUGUGUACACAUUCUUACCCAGGCAUCACAGCCUGAAGCAUCCACCAUAUGUGUACGUGACUUUAGAUCCCAAUCUAUGAGGUUAUGACUGUUGUCCAGUGUGUAACUGUGUACAACUCUCUUCCUUCUAAGCGCACAUGGAAGGAUUCUAAGGCUUUCUGAUGCUGGAGGUAUUAAAAAAAAAAAGGAAAAAAAGAAAAUAGGCUUUUGUAAACAGCUGGAAUUAACACAUUUUUCCAGCUCCUCUUAUUUUUUUGGCAAACCGGACAUUUACAUCUUUACUCUGGUCUAUAACCUACUCGUUACUGCAGUAAAAAUGCUUGAGUAAGUAAGCUAGUAUUUUCACAUCUGUAAUGGAUCUGAGAUUUCAGAGUAAAGUAAAUGAAGGAAAAACUGAACAUAUAUGAGAAGAGUUUAAUGACUUUUGGAGAGGGGUUUUGUGUGUGCCUCCGGCAGCUUAAUGGGGCACAAACUGUGUCUUUUGUGCUCUCUGUGCUGUUUAUGUACAAGUGUGGUGCCGAACUUAAGAAAAAAGAAAAAGAUUUUUGGGUAAAGCGUCAGCUUUGAGACUUCCUGUUAUUUGUUGCGAGAGAUUCAUGUGGCAGUGUGAAAAAGACUGAGAAAAGGUGUCUCACGCCAAAAGUGUGAAAGUUUACAUGCCUGUGUUUCAGUUUAUUUAUUUAUUUUUGAAUUUCUUACGUUGUUACUUUUCAGGUCAUUCUCCAAAGCGAUUUAGCGAGCCAGCAAACUCACAAAUAUACAGGAGAGAAAUGCACACUCUGUUAAUGUGACUGCUUGUCUUCAGAUAAGAUGAAUGUUAUAAAGGAAGCCAGUGUUAUGCAACUUUGGAAUCUCAGUCAUGACGCUAUUGUAAUUACGGCAGCGCAGUUAAGUUUUAUCACAGUGCUUAUAGUGUGAAGUCACAAAUGUGACUGCUUCAUUGCAUUUCAGCCGCAUACUCCUAGCAUCCUACGUUACACGUCGCAUUACGGGGGCCCUAAGGUCGGUGUCUGCUCUCUGCAGAGUUGCUCCCAGUCUCUGCUGUCCCAGCAUGAUGGAUGACGGCGUUUAUUGCGACCGCGUUCCACUGGCUGUGCUCUCUUUAAUUGGAUUAAAACAGGUCCACUUGGGCUCAACAAGCAUGGUCGCUGGCCGCGUUUAUGUCUGAAUUAUUUCAGCCUGUUCUCUCCCUUGCCGUUGCCUCAUCUGAUGGAGACAGGGCCGCGUCAGGACAGUCCCCAACCAGAAUAGACUUGGCAUGGAAGCGUUGUCUCACAGCGUGGCUUUCUGUGGAAAACAGUGCAGGGAUGCAGCAGGGGAAAAGAAGGAGGAGGAAAAAAAACAAAAACGCCCGUUGGCUCUGCAAAUGACAUGAUUCCAGAUUUCCCCACUCUUGUUGCCAUGGAAAUGUGUAGCAUAUGUUCAGUAACCUAAUUCCACUGGGCCCAAGAUAAGACGGCACAUAAUAACCUGUCUGUCUCGCACAGAACGAAAACUCUGCUGCUGCUGAAUUACACCUAUGGAGAAAGGGUAUAAUUCACGUUAAUGUUAAUGGUUUCACGUAGAAACUAGUGCUUUCCCGUGGCAGGUGGUUUUUGCUGGUCUGCCUUCCCGGGUUAGAUUUGUGUCGCAGUAACAGGGGUGGAACUGUUUUAGAAGUUGCCCCCGGGCUCAAGGCACAGCUGCGUCAGCAGUGUCCUCGGCCCCUUCAGAUUUGGGUGCCCCCAGGAACUUCAGAUUAGCUCUGUGCCCCUGCCAUCUCUUUCCCUUCUUCCUCUCUGAUUCUGGAGCUUCCUGCUAGCUUCCUGCUUGCGCUCGCUUUGCUCCAUUACUGAUGUCUGUUGCAACCCAGUCAGACAGUUUCCUCUGUUUAAAGAUUCAAAUGUCUGAAGCUGUCUCCACCGCUGACAGAUUCACCCAUCAAAAAACGAGCGCUGGUCGUGAAAUAUUCACCGAGGGCACAGCGAGAGCUCUGUGCUGUCGAAGAAGAGUUGCCACUCCUACUGCCUGCCAGUACUGUUUGCAUGUAAGAGCCACUCUCACUCUCCAGGCUCCAUGGCAGCAGCGGUGCAAGGCAGUGAGUGGUCAUGUGGGCGCUGUACUUUCUUAAAUGCCGGUGCAGCACCUCGCUGUUCUAUCUGUGAGGCGCCACGCCAGAAACCCGACCUCAACCAGAUCCUGCGCCUCAGCAGCACUGAGGAACACCGCUGGACCUGUCCCCGCUGUACCCUCAAUAACCCGCAGGGAUCUGGAGCCUGCUCGGUCUGUGGCUUUGGUCCAUCACCCGCCACUCACACACCUCCUACGACCACCAUAGCUGCCACUGCCAAUGGUCUCCCUUCUGCUCCCACUGAGCCCCCAACACCCACGAUCACCCCCACAGUGCUACUUGAGCCCCAUGGACAGCAUCCAGCUAAGGAGGAAGUGUUUCGGCGGUCUGAGAGCAAUGGAGAGGUGGGUGGUCAGGAGGGUCAGCAGGCGGGCUGGGCUUGUCCUCGGUGCACACUUCACAACACCCCUGUGGCGCUUUCAUGCUCAGCCUGUGGUGGGCCUAGAAAACUGUCUCUGCCUAAAAUCCCCCCAGAAGCGCUGGUAGUGCCUGAGGUGCGCACGCCAGUAUUGGGCUUUCCUGUUCACACAGCCGCUUCGGCCCCGCUACUGAUUGACCUAACAGAUGACUCCCCCCCAGCCCCGCCCUGUGAUCCUCAAGAAGCUCCCCAUGUGUCUUCACAGGCCCUCGCCUCCACCUUUACUUCAUUCUCCUCCCUCCAGAACAAUCCUGUGCCUCGCAGCAGGCGAGAGGUACCGCCUCCGGGACGCCCACCGAACCCAGGAACCAACACUCCCAGCCCCACUUCCCCUUCAGCUGCCAGUGUGCCACCCCAACCUGGCCCACAGAGGCCAGCUAAGCCCAAGCACGCCCAGCCCCAGGAAUCUUCUUACCCCAGCAAGCGCCUCAGUAUCUUGGAGGAAGAAGAGUCUCAGCACCACCCACUGACGCCCCACCUACCUGUUGCUUCCACAUCAGCCUCUACCUGGAAGUGCCCUAGCUGCUCCGUGGCCAACCAAGGCAGCUCAGCGAAGUGCGAGACCUGCAGAUCGUCAAGGGGUGGUGCUGACCUCAUCGACCUAGUAGGCUGUGAAACCGUACGUUUUACCCCAGCAAGCCCUUCGAGCCCGGACUUUAGCACAUGGGCCUGCUCUAAGUGCACCCUGCGCAACCCUACAGGUGCUCCCAAGUGCUCAGCUUGUGGUUCUUCAAAGCUGCAUGGCUUCCAGGAGCAGCAGGUGCCUCUACCCCGCUGCUGUACACAUUGUGGCCUCCCAGUGGGGCCUGGUACUGCAUCUUGCUCCUGCACACCUUCCUCUUCUUCAUCAUCCUCAGGUCAUAAAAUACGUAAACAGGCCCGGGGCUUUCCUUCAUCCUCUUCUGCCGUUGCCUCCUCUGGUUCUUCUUCGUCCUCCACCUCAUCUAGCCUCCAGGAGAAGGUAGGACAGUGGAGCUGUCCAGCAUGCACGCUGCUCAAUGAUAUCAAAGCCAAGAACUGCGCAGCAUGCCACACACCCCAGCAGUACCUCACCCUUCGCAAGGUGGUUAAACCUCUGAAGAGAAGGGAGAGCAUGCAUGUAGAGGCGCGACGACGGAAUGAUGAGGGCGAGGCAAAGGAGCUUUGGGAGAACAUAGUCAGCUUCUGCCGGGAGAAUUCAGUGAACUUUGUGGAUGACAGUUUCCCCCCCGGACCUCGAUCUGUCGGCUUCCCAGAGGGCGACAGCGUCCAGCAGCGAAUCAAAAAGUGGCUGCGUCCCCACGAGAUCAACUGCAGCAAUUUCAAAGACCGAGGAGUCAAGUGGUCCGUGUUCCGCACACCAAGGCCCUCGGACAUCCUCCAAGGACUUCUUGGAAACUGCUGGUUCCUGAGUGCACUCGCUGUGCUGGCAGAGCGUCCAGAGCUCGUGGAGAGGGUGAUGAUCACCAGGACCAUUUGUCCAGAGGGGGCUUACCAGGUUCGGCUAUGUAAAGACGGGACCUGGACGACGGUGCUGGUGGACGACAUGUUGCCCUGCGACGAUUACGGCUACCUUCUGUUUUCCCAGGCUCAGAGGAAGCAGUUAUGGGUGGCGCUGAUUGAGAAGGCCCUGGCCAAACUCCACGGUUCCUACUUUGCCCUGCAGGCAGGGCGUGCUAUUGAGGGUCUGGCCACGCUGACAGGGGCUCCGUGUGACUCCCUCAUGCUUCAGGUCAGCUCCACGAACCCGCGAGAGGAACCCAUCGAUACAGACCUCAUCUGGGCCAAGAUGCUUAGCUCCAAAGAGGCUGGGUUUCUUAUGGGAGCGUCUUGCGGAGGAGGCAACAUGAAGGUAGACGAUGCUGUUUAUGAGUCGUUGGGUCUGAGACCUCGACAUGCAUAUUCCAUUUUGGACGUACGAGAUGUCCAGGGUUACAGGUUGCUGCGGCUGCGUAACCCUUGGGGUCGCUUCUCGUGGAAUGGCAGCUGGUCAGACGAGUGGGCAGACUGGCCUCAGCACCUCCGCCAUGAGCUGAUGGCGCACGGCAGUAGUGAAGGGGUCUUCUGGAUGGAGUACACUGACUUUAUAAAGUACUUUGACUCAGUGGACAUUUGUAAGAUCCACUCUGACUGGCAGGAGGUGAGACUACAAGGCUGCUUCCCCAGCAAAGCCAAUGGGCCAGUCACGGUCACAGCUCUCACUGUGCUGGAGAGGACGGCACUGGAGUUUGCUCUUUUCCAAGAGGGAAGCAGGCGCUCCGACACAGCCGACAGCCACCUGCUGGACCUGUGCAUCAUGGUCUUCCGUGCCUCCUUUGGUAGUGGCAACAAGCUGACUCUGGGCCGCCUAAUGGCCCACAGCAAGCGAGCAGUGAAGAAAUUUGUUGGCUGUGAUGUUAUGCUGGAGCCAGGGGAGUAUGCUGUUGUCUGCUGCGCCUUCAAUCACUGGCAGAUGAAUGUCAGCAGCACAGGGGGUCCACCCACACCCAUCUCUAGCCCCACCAGUGGAGCAGUACGGCGGCCCAGCCAGGACUUCCCCGGCUACAUCCUGGCCAUUUACAGCUCUCGUCAGGUGAUGGUGGAGCAGGUGGAAGCGACCGCGACCACAUUGGCCGACGCGAUUAUUCUACUCACAGAAAACAAAGGCGAAAGACACGAGGGCCGUGAGGGCAUGACAUGCUACUACCUGACCCACGGCUGGGCAGGUCUCAUCGUGGUGGUGGAAAACCGCCACCCCAAGUACUACCUCCACGUCUCCUGUGACUGCACUGACAGCUUCAACGUGGUGUCCACACGCGGCAGCCUCAAGACCAUCGACAGCGUCCCGCCUUUACACAGGCAGGUGCUGGUGGUGCUUUCUCAGCUGGAGGGAAAUGCCGGCUUCUCCAUCACCCACCGCCUGGCUCACCGCAAGGCAGCCCAGGCCUCCCUGGGAGACUGGACCCCCACCAAGGCCACACACAGCCCCCAGCUCACCCCGGACAUUGACGGCCUGCACCGACCCCGGCCUCUAUGACCACCGCCCACGGCCUCUAUGACCACCGCCCACUUUAUCCCAGACUCACUUGCUCUAGUCCAAUAAACUGUCAGACCACUGGAAAAAUCAGACAAGGUUAGGCACAGUGUGUGGAUCCCUAAAAUGCAGAGAAAGAUGCGUUUUUUUGCAUCUCUUUGGUGGUGCAUCUGAAUGUGAAGCAUGACGGGAGAGGGAAACGUUUAGUUGCUCUCUUCCUAACGCUCCAUGGAUGCUCGAGAUUUUGUCCGGACUGCACAUGCUCUGUCUGUCCCUUGCCAACUGGAUGUGCCAUUUGAGGAUAAAAUGAGCGACAGGGGAGUACUAAAAAAACCAAACAAACAAAAAACCCCACAAUAUUUCACCCCGGCACCUGAGAGGAUCCAGUUCUGACUACUUAACAUUCUGGACAUUUUGUAUAGCUGGCAGCACCUGCUGUAUGUGAAACAGAUGUCAGGCCUCAGUUUGGUAUGCUUGGAGAUGACCCUGCUUUCAAUGAGCUUCAAAAAAAAAAAAAAAGCCGGGGUGAGGUGCUGAAACUACUGAGCCAUUGACCGGCCCACGGACCAUGAGCCAACCACCAGAUCAGACACUUCCCCCUCCCCCCGUGUCGUCCACCAAGACUGCUAACAAAGUGGGCAGACUUCUGGGGGGGGUUUAUCGCCCCUAUCCUCAGUGCGGUACUUUAUGAGCCAAACCCCAGUGAUUUUACCCAUGAAACAUACAUGUCCUGUAUUUUUACAUUUUUGGAAAACAUCUCGGUGUGAGUUUAACUUGUUUUAUACACAACCCUCAUUGCCUCUUGUCCAUAUUUGUGUUAGGGUUUUUUUGAGGUUGUAGACAAAGCCAUCAUUCAUAAGGUACUGUUCCCUCUCCGUGGCACAAUCUCUAGCUCAGGACCAAACCUGUGAUUUGUACAGUAAGCUGGAUUGGCAGGUGGAUGGUGCCCAAGAAGCUGCAAUAGCAUCUUUUCACUGUUGUCUCCACUGUUUGUGAUGUUAGUGGGGUCAUGUUUGUAGAGACUGUAAGGUUUUUAUCUUGUGAAAUACUGAGCCGUGAUGGAAUCACCUGGCCUCAGUUUAGGGUCUCAUCGCUGGAGGGCUUCUCGUCCACUUCAGAAGACAGUUUAUAUCUUUCCCCAUGAAUUAAAAUUUAUGUGUAUGGCACCUCCUCCCAGUCAUCGCCCUCCUGCAUAUUACAUGAGUCUUACACUUGAGGUUUAUAACACCCAGCAAAUUGCAUCUGAUCUUGUUUGGUACAGAAGGUGAGUUUAGUGUCUAUUUCCCACGCUUGCACAGUUUGCCAGCAUGUCAGUUUGUACUAUAACGUGCUUAGGGAGUACUGGAAUCGCUAUUGGCUGUUUGAACAGCCAGUUUGCCAUGGGGGAGCUCUUAAGAGGAGCUGCCGAGUUUACUUUGGGAGGGCAGGGACCACUUUUGUUUGCUUGGGUGCAGCGCGAGCGUCUGGGCAAUCCUCCCACAAGAAUACACUGACAGCUUGUUAGCAACAACACAGAGUCCUCGUGAAAUAAAAUGAUUAUUUUGUCAGACUCGGUGCACACACAGCGAGACAGGAAAGAGACCCCCGAGAUGGGUUGUGACACAGAAAAUAGUUCUCUCUGAGUGUGCUCGUUCAAGGGAUAGCUGUUUUACGUAGGUCCUUAUAUAUAGGGUCACGGUUUUUUGUUUUUUUUCCCCAGUGUCAAAGCCAUUACUCCUCAUACAUCAUGCCCUCACCAUGGCAACAGAUGUCUCAUCAGACAGAGGGGAACAAUUAACAUGGUACUAUAGAGACAGGAUUGAGUGGGAGACUUUUUAUUUUAAAAACGAUGUCUUACUGUUAAUUUUGUGGUGAAAUGGAGAAAAACUUGAAACCUAAUAAGCAAAAAUCCAGCAGCAUUCAUACAGUUAAUGAUUAAAAGGGAGAAAAUUUGAUUUAUUUAUUUUUUUGUUGUUGUUUUUUGUAUCUAAAUCAUUUUAAAUGUAAAGAAAUUACAAUUUUAUCAUAUCAUUCAUAUCAUCUCAUUUUUCUCCUUUUACUUUUAAAAUCAUUGAUGCUAAAUGGCUGCGCUGUGUCCCGAUGCUUGCAGUGCAACGUUUGUUUUUAACGAAACCCAGAGCUCAAGUAACUGUAAAUAUGCUUUCCAAAGAAACAUCAAUGUGUAAUGACCACUUUCAGAUGUGCGUCCCCAUCUGGCCCUGUGUGCAUGUGUGAGAAUGUGCGGUCGCAGCCACGUAGCUGCUUCAGUCCCUGUGUCUUAAUUUAUUCAUACAAGUGAUUUGCAGCCCUGUUUUUCUGAAGCUGAUGAAUGACAGAUAAAGGAAUGUAACGAGGCUUUUACAGCUUCACUCUGAGCCCAGAUGGAUUGACGUGAACCUGCACUGAAACGACUGCGAAGGCACCUCAAAAUCAAGCGUCUCUGCUGGAUCACUUUUACUUUUUACAGGAGUUUUAAGUUUUGUUUGCUGGUCUUCUGUUAGGUCCUGUCCGUAGCUCUUCUGUGCUUUAGGAGCGCCCCCUGCUGCUGAAUAGAAAACAACCAGAGAAGAGGUGGUCACUGACAGACCCAUCCAACCCCCCCUUUUUUUCCUUUCCUCCUUUUUCUUUUUUUGACCCUCAUUGUAAAUUGUACAAUUUAGACAGAAAACUGAAAACUUAAGUCAGACUAAAGAUUUAAAAGCAAAAAAUGACCGUUUGAAAAAAGAAAUUAAAAUAUGAUAGUAGAUACAAAAAAGUAACCUAAUGCUGAAAAUAAUGAACUCUAAAGAAUGUGAUAUAUAUAUAUAAAUAAAUAUAUAUAUAUAUAUAUAGACAUAUAAAUAUAUUUUAUUGAUCCUCUUUUUUUGGGAGCGGGGACGUGGUAUAUGUGUACAAAAAUAUGUAUGUUUAAUUUUCAAUCUCAGGUUCCAAUGGACCAAAUAAAAAAUUUUUUAAAAAUGAAAA
Messenger RNA from Maylandia zebra (zebra mbuna), 8500 nucleotides. NCBI's taxonomy places the organism in Eukaryota, Metazoa, Chordata, Actinopteri, Cichliformes, Cichlidae. The record is from RefSeq and is a predicted model, not a curated record.